Paramecium sonneborni is the source of this 336-nucleotide messenger RNA. Lineage: Eukaryota; Ciliophora; Oligohymenophorea; Peniculida; Parameciidae. The record is from the annotation of a GenBank genome assembly.
AUGUAGUGUUGGUUAGUUUAUUUCUAAUAACUCUUGCUCACUAUGUUAAUCACUUUUAAUUUCAUAGGUUUGAUUGUUACUAAUUGCUUGAAUUCGAUAUAUUAUUAGUAUAUACCAACUAAUUUAGAUUUCUGUUAAUUAUGUGUUUCACUUAGUAAUUAUGCAAUUCAAAGUAACCUUGCUUAUCAUGCAAGAAAUUCUUUUAUUACAAUGUUCUUCUCCACGCUGUCAAACUGUAAAAAACACUUUAAAAAAUUUUAUUGUUAUAUUAUAUUAAAAAAGGAAAAUAUAUAUUCCAUGAUUAAAUAUAUUAAUUUAUCGUUUUCAUAAAUAUGA